Molecule: messenger RNA, 1052 nt
Organism: Rhodofomes roseus
Lineage: Eukaryota; Fungi; Basidiomycota; Agaricomycetes; Polyporales; Fomitopsidaceae
Exons: 2
Coding region: 251-904 (217 amino acids)
Source: RefSeq, a predicted model, not a curated record
ACUGGGUCUUGAGCGACCGGCUCUCAUAUACUAGUACCCCCUGGCCCUCGCAUUGUAUCUUACGUCCUUCACGUUUAGCCUUCCUGGGCUAAAUGGAACCGUUAGUGCACAUGCUACCCUACCACUUACAACCACGGCAGCCUUCUCAAUCAACGCUACAUACAUCAUCGUGCAAUCAACCUCACCAUGGACUGCGUCUUCCGUCUCUCGCGGUUGCGGCCAUACUUGCUCGUCGACGAGCGGCAUCGCAAUGUGUAUUCCCCUUUCAACCAAUGGCACACACACAACCUGCACCGAUUCUUCCCUUACUUCUGUAUCGAACUCAACAGCAACAUCGGCAUCCAGUAACACCACUUCCAGCACAAGCAACUCGACCAGUGCCAGCACCACCCCGUCUAAAAGAACGUCAGGAACGUCGGGAACGUCGAGCUCGAUAGCCGCUGUGAGCGCUAGCCGCGCAUCUGCUUCAUUCCCUUCCACUAGCACUUCGAAAGCAACAUCUACCGUCGCAUAUCAGAGCGAUAUAUCCACUCAUCACUCUCACUCGGAUGCCAUAGCCGGAGGCGUCAUCGGCGGGCUCGUAGGCCUCCUCGCCCUCCUUGGCCUGCUCCUGUGGUACCGCCGCUGGAGACGGAGACCCAAGGUAGCCCCGUCGGCCGAAUUCAUGGCCAUGGCUGCGGCCAUGCGCGAGGACCGAACGCCCACGCCUGACAGCACGCUCGCGCGGGACUCGAUGGAGCCUGCUGAGCUGCUCCCGCGGACGGGGCCUGGCUCGUACAACACGGAUCCGCUCCUCGAGAAGCUGCGGGAGGCAGUCGCGCAGAUCCCGCAUAUCAGGGGGCCUAAUGGGGACAGCGGUGGAUCUAUGAACGAGAAGGCGGAUGAUGUGUUCAUGGCCAUAUGAGCUUGAGGACGGCGAGCUUGGUGAUCAGGCUUCUUGGACAUUCGCUUCUUGGACAUUCGCCAAAGGGGAGUGUAGCGUUAGGACGAUGGUCUCCCCUCCGAAUGAUUGAUGGAGGUAACCAGUGAUUUCAGACAGGGUUCAGAGCCGU